AUGUCGUCGUUUGAUACGUUCAGCGUCGACGGCGAAGAAUCGACAGCGAUUCCAUCUUCCGGUCAAUUUGAUGAAGGUUACUUUGACAACAACGAUUCAUACUCCAACUUUUCCACCGCCGAUACUCCGGCGUAUCAAUUCCCUGCUGACGGUGAGCAUGUCUCUCACCAAUCUGUAGACAGUGCAGAUCCGUUUGGAUUCGGUUCGAAUCCAGAUGCGGAUCAGUACUCCCAGCCGCCUCCGACCUCUUCACCGUUUGAUUCUUCCUCGAUCCCGAUUUCGAAUGGUGUAAGUCAGGAUUACGAUGUUGGAGAGGAUGCUGAUGGACUUUUUAGUUCUGAUGGACCGGUGCUCCCGCCUCCGAGUGAGAUGCGGGAGGAGGGGUUUGCUCUUCGCGAAUGGCGGAGGCUGAAUGCAAUUCGAUUGGAGGAGAAGGAGAAUCAAGAGAAGGAAUUACGUGCCCAGAUCAUUCAAGAAGGUGAAGAUUAUAUAAAAGCUUUCCAUGAAAAGAGACUACGCAACAUUGAGACAAACAAACUCACCAAUAGAGAAGGCGAGAAGAUGUAUGUGGCGAAGCAAGAAACAUUCCACAAAGAAGCUGAUAAACAAUACUGGAAAGCAAUAGCAGAGCUGAUCCCACGUGAGGUUCCCAACAUUGAAAAGAGAGGCAAAAAGGACAAGGACAAGAAACCAUCAAUCACAAUUGUCCAAGGACCUAAACCUGGAAAGCCCACUGAUCUUUCAAGGUUGCGUCACAUCCUUGUCAAACUCAAACACACACCACCCGCCCAUAUGGUCCCACCACCACCACCACCACCUGCCGCCGCCAAAGACGGAAAGGAAGCAGCUAAAGAUGAGAAAACGGGUGCUGCUGCUAAAGAUGGAAAGGAUGCGGCGGCAGCUACUGAAACAGUGGCGGCGGUUUCAAAUGGUACUACUGAAGCUCCUCCGGCUGCUGAACCGGUGGUUGCUUAAAUCCUUUCUUUUCUGAUAUAAAAAGAUUACAGGUUAGUUUUUGGACCAUUCUGUCUAUGAUAUGAACUCGUAUGAUUUGGUGCUUCUGUGUUAUGAUUAGUCUGUUAUGUUGCUGUGUUUCUUGGAGAACUGUUACUGUUACUUGUUUAAAGUUUGUUAUUACUGUGGUGUAAGAGCUUUUUCUUUUUCUUUUUCUUUUGCUUUUGCUUAUAUGAUGAUGAUGAUGUUAAUGGUUUUGACUUUUGAGAUAUUAUUUGAUUUUUUUUUUUUUUUUGCU
Messenger RNA from Lactuca saligna, 1252 nucleotides. The record is from the annotation of a GenBank genome assembly. Lineage: Eukaryota; Viridiplantae; Streptophyta; Magnoliopsida; Asterales; Asteraceae.